Messenger RNA from Abrus precatorius (Indian licorice), 2260 nucleotides. RefSeq names its product conserved oligomeric Golgi complex subunit 8. The transcript is spliced from 11 exons. Lineage: Eukaryota; Viridiplantae; Streptophyta; Magnoliopsida; Fabales; Fabaceae. The record is from RefSeq and is a predicted model, not a curated record. Gene Ontology annotation, biological process: intra-Golgi vesicle-mediated transport. The coding region runs from base 101 to 1819 and encodes 572 amino acids. Gene Ontology annotation, cellular component: COG complex.
AAGAUCGAAAGAGGGUGGUGGCAGCAAUAGUAUACUUGAGAGGAGAGAGUGAAACUGAAAUAACUGAGGUUUGAGUGGAUCCAGAUCUGAGCAUAGGAAAAUGGAGUCGGAAGGUGAAGCAUCGGCGAUGGUCCUUCCUCUUCCUCUGGCAUCAGAUUCACAACAACCCUAUGUCUCCGAAUUGCUAUCUUUCACACUCGAUCGCCUUCACAAGGAACCUGAACUCCUUCGCGUCGAUGCUGAUCGCAUUCGCCGCCAAAUGCAAGAGGUCGCCGUGGGUAACUACCGAUCCUUCAUUGCCGCCGCCGACGCCUUAAUUGCAAUUCGCCAGGAAGUCUCAUCUAUCGACAACCAUCUUGAGUCUCUGAUAAAUGAGAUCCCAAAGUUAACAUCUGGAUGCACCGAGUUCAUAGAAUCUGCCGAACAGAUUUUGGAGAAGAGGAAGAUGAACCAAACAAUGCUAGCUAAUCAUAGUACCUUGCUUGACUUGCUAGAAAUUCCUCAACUCAUGGACACAUGUGUACGGAAUGGGAAUUAUGAUGAAGCCCUAGAUUUGGAAGCAUUUGUUGGUAAACUUUCAACCAUGCAUCCAAAGUUACCAGUUAUUCAAGCAUUGGCUGCAGAAGUAAGACUGACUACCCAAUCACUUCUUUCUCAGCUUCUACAGAAACUUCGCUCAAAUAUUCAGUUACCUGAAUGCCUCCGCAUUAUUGGAUAUUUACGGCGAAUAGGAGUAUUUAGUGAGUAUGGAAUGCGUUUGCUGUUCUUAAGAUGUCGAGAGGCAUGGCUUAGUGGUAUACUUGAGGAGCUGGACCAGGCAAGUCCAUACGAGUACUUAAAAGGGAUGAUCAACUGUCACAGAAUGCAUCUUUUUGAUGUUGUUAAUCAAUAUCGUGCAAUAUUUGCGGAUGACACAUCAGGGAGUGAGGAAAAUUACGAUGGUGGGCUUCUUUUUAGUUGGGCAAUGCACCAAAUUACGUCACACCUACAAACUUUAAAACUUAUGCUUCCAAAGAUAACUGAAGGUGGAUCGCUGUCAAAUAUUUUGGAUCAGUGCAUGUACUGUGCUAUGGGACUUGGUUGGGUUGGACUGGAUUUUCGAGGCUUGCUCCCAUCACUUUUCGAAGAAGCUGUCCUCAACUUAUUCUCCAAAAAUAUGGGUACUGCCGUAGAGAAUUUUCAGUUGGUCUUGGAUUCGCAUCGGUGGGUCCCCCUACCAGCAGUUGGCUUUUCGCCAAGUACUGUUGGUGAUGAAAGUCAGGAGGAUGUCACUCCACCCUCUAAUUUGAUGGAGCAUCCACCUCUUGCUGUUUUUAUUAAUGGUGUAUCUGCUGCAAUGAAUGAGCUACGUCCGUGUGCCCCAAUAAGUCUGAAACAUGUCCUUGCCCAACAAUUGAUUAAGGGAUUACAGGCUGUUUCUGAUUCAUUGUUGCUGUACAAUACAACUCGGGUGCUCAGGGCUAACGAGUCAGGACUUUUUCUGUCACUCUGCCGAGCAUUUAUUGAGGUUGCUUAUCCUCAUUGUGCAACUUGUUUUGGGCGUUGCUAUCCUGGUGGAGCAACUCUUAUUAUGGAUGCAAAGAAUGUUUAUGAUGGAAUCAGCCGCUUAUUAGAGACCUCCUCUGCAAGAGAACUCCCAAAACCGGUGGAUAAUGGAGAAUCCAAGAGCGUCUCUGAGAACGGAGAACUGCCACAAAUGGAAAAUGGAGAAACAUCUGGCGCCAAAGAAUCUGAAACCAUCAAUGCUGACGAUGUGAACAAAGGCCCUACUUCGCAGACAGAUCAGGAAGACACCAAUCUUGAGAAGCCACUUGAAUAAAUGACAUUUGGUGAUUCACUAAGUUUUUAUUUUUUAUUUUUUAAUAUUGCUUCCUAUUUCAGUGUUUAUUUUUUUGGCCCCGUUCGUUUUAUUCUUUGUAUGCUCUAAGAUGGGUGUCGUCAGCUGUAAUUAUAUUAUCAGAGUACAUGAGUAGGCUUAGAAAGCAUUGACUGUCAGAAGAACGGAGAAUAGAAUUUUGAAAAGCUUUCUUUUUUUGGCAGGUUACUUGUUACCAGUUUUUUUCUCCUUUUUUUUUAAUUUUUAUGUAAGGGCAGGAAGUGCCCCAAUUCUCCUUUUGUAAUUUUAGUGAGCCUCGUCGACUCUAGCAUGAUACUUGCUAACAAAGAUUUAAACUUACAUGGGGUUUAUGGGCUUUACAUAAUACUCCAAUUUAUCCUUUUAAUAAGAAACAAAUAAAUAAUUUAUCAAAAUUAAUAAAAA